AUGAACAAACAAAUACUGGGCCUUGCUCUCACGCUCUUGCUCUGUAUUUCUUGUAGCGUAUUUGCUUUGGACGCAACCGUUUACUAUCAAAAUGGUAAAUAUGUUGUUAAAAACGGAUAUGAUUUGCAAUCUGGUAUUGCCGCAGCACAUUAUGAUGAUAGUUUUGAAGCUAAAGGAUGGGAUGUUCUCUCUAUCGAAACUAAUCACUUGACCAAGGAUGAUAUGCAAAGUUAUGGUGCUGGUUAUUUGGAAGGUGUAUUGACUAGAAAGAGAAUUUAUAAUCACUAUGUCAAUAUGCACACUUAUUCAUGGGCCAGUACUCCUGAUAAGAAAAUGCCACAAUAUGUGAGAGAUUUCUUUGAAUCUCAACGUGCUUGGGUCAGAGAUUCAUCUGCCAAGUAUGCCAACGAUCCUUUCUGGCAACAAAUCAAGACCGUUUACUUGCAAAUGGAAGGUCUCGUUCAAGGUUACAAUGAUGCUACUACUGAUGCUUCCGAAAAAAUUGAUUAUGCUAGCAUGCAAGUUAUGAGCUCUUUUGGUGACAUUUUCGAUAUUCUCAAUGUCAAGAAGGAUUUCAGACCAAACUUUAACAAGAUGACUCCUGCUCAAGUUAUUCAAUUCGCUCAAGACAAUGGUCACUGUUCUGCCUUGUUCAAGGUUACUCCAGAUUUCAGUAAUAUCUACUUUGGACACACAUCUUGGUUUACGUUUAGUCGUAUCUACAAGACUUACACUUUCAACUUCAACAGCAGAUUGGUUGCUUCACCAAAGGUUACUUUCUCAAGUUACCCAGCUAAUCUUGCUUCUAAUGAUGAUUUUUACAUUACUCAAAGUGGAUUGGUUGUUAUUGAAACAUCUAACAAUAUUUUCAAUACUUCUCUCUAUGAUUUGGUUAAGCCACAAUCAUUGCUCUGUUGGCAAAGAGUUAUUUUGGCUAACAGACUUGCUGAUGAUGCUCCUUCUUGGAAUGAUAUCUUCUCUGAAUAUAACUCUGGUACUUACAAUAACCAAUUCAUGGUUUUGGAUACUAAGAAAUUCGUUCCAGGUCAACCACUUGCCAAGAACUUGUUCUGGGUUGUUGAACAAAUUCCAGGUAAGGUCGUUGGUGGUGACCAAACUGAAGUUCUUAGCUAUGGUUAUUGGCCAAGUUACAAUGUUCCAUUCUAUCCAGAAGUUUUCACCAUUUCUGGAUAUCCUGAAAUUUUGAAGAAACCAAAUGCUUCUGAUAUGUUGUCAUACGAAACUUGUGUCAGAGCUAACAUCUUCAGAAGAGAUCAAUAUAAGGUCAACUCAAUUGAUGGAAUGAAGAACAUACUUAGAUAUAACAAUUGGAAGUAUGAUCCACUUUCUCUUGGACAACCUGGAUACGCAAUUGCUUCUCGUAACGAUUUGUCUCCAACUGCUACUGAUGCUACAAGAAGCUGCAGUGGUGGUUAUGAUACUAAGGUUUCCUCAAUUCUCGACAUUAACACUGUCCAUAUUAUCAAUGGUCCAACCAGUGUUGAUCAACCAGUCUUUGCUUGGAAUGGUCAAUGCCCUGCCAAGUUCAGCCAUGUUGGUUUGAAGCAAUCUUUCAAAUAUGAUUGGAUGACUGUUAAAUGGAAUUAA
Naegleria gruberi is the source of this 1608-nucleotide messenger RNA. RefSeq lists its product as uncharacterized. The record is from RefSeq and is a predicted model, not a curated record. NCBI's taxonomy places the organism in Eukaryota, Heterolobosea, Eutetramitea, Acrasida, Naegleriidae. Gene Ontology annotation, molecular function: glycerophospholipase activity. Bases 1 to 1608 code for a protein of 535 amino acids. Gene Ontology annotation, biological process: phospholipid catabolic process. The transcript is spliced from 2 exons. Gene Ontology annotation, cellular component: extracellular region.